Messenger RNA from Drosophila kikkawai, 2818 nucleotides. RefSeq names its product Transmembrane endosomal protein (gene Tmep). Gene Ontology annotation, cellular component: membrane. Gene Ontology annotation, biological process: transport. Lineage: Eukaryota; Metazoa; Arthropoda; Insecta; Diptera; Drosophilidae. The record is from RefSeq and is a predicted model, not a curated record. Gene Ontology annotation, molecular function: transporter activity.
UAUCCCUGGGUUGGGUACGGUCACAUUGCAACGAAAACAACAACUCCGUAACUCGUAAUUUCGAUUUAUUUUGCUUUCAUUCGCUAUUUUCACACCCACAAUCUGCGAAAAUAAGGCCAUAACCGUGGCACGCAUAUUGUGCGUUCUAUCAGUGUGUUCGCGCGGUCCAACAAAUCCCAUUUUUCACGCACGGCCCCGAGCAGAGACGACGUCAGUGGGCGACUGGCGUCAGGUGAAAAAAGAAAAAGAAAGAAAACUGAUAAUUGCGAUUGAAAAUUGAAAAUUGAACGAGCGUAGUGAAAUUAAACGGAAUCGGCCACUGUGAAAACGCAGCGCCAAGCGUGGAGAGUUGCAUUUAAAAAAGCAUGAGCACAACUGCCGCCAGUCUCAUUGAGGCGGCGCUGAAUGCCAGCAGUGGCAACGCCACAGCUACGACUGGGACGAUUGCGACGACCACAACAGGCAAGCCCAACUACGUGGUGCAGGUGAAGGACGCCCCGAUGAACACUCCGCUGGACCCGCUGCUCCACGUGGGCGAUGGCAUCUUCCUGCAAACCAAGACCGCCCAGGUUCUGGCUGGAGUCUGUGUUUGGGUUGCCCUGUUUAUAACCUGUCAACAGAUCUACCAGCAUCUGCGCUGGUACACGAAUCCGCAGGAGCAGCGCUGGAUAGUGCGCAUCCUGUUUAUCGUGCCCAUCUAUGCCACCUAUUCUUGGAUCAGCUUGCUCUUCUUCAACUCGGACAAUGUGUACAUCUACUUCUUCACAGUUCGCGACUGCUACGAAGCCUUUGUCAUCUACAACUUCUUGUCGCUGUGCUACGAGUACCUCGGCGGCGAAGGCAACAUCAUGUCUGAGAUUCGUGGCAAGCCCAUCAAGACGUCGUGCCUAUAUGGCACCUGCUGUUUGAAGGGCAAGACCUACACGAUCGGAUUUCUGCGCUUUUGCAAGCAGGCCACGCUGCAGUUCUGCCUAGUUAAGCCGCUGGUGGCCUUCAUCAUCAUCUUUCUGCAGGCGUUUGGCCACUACCACGAUGGUGAUUGGAGUGCCGAUGGUGGCUACAUCUACAUCACAAUUAUCUACAACAUCUCCGUAUCGCUGGCGCUGUACGGCCUCUAUUUGUUCUAUUUCGCCACUCGAGAUCUGCUUACACCGUUCGAGCCCGUCCUCAAGUUCUGCACAAUCAAGUCGGUGAUUUUCCUGUCCUUUUGGCAAGGUGUCGGCUUGGCCAUCCUGGAGAAGGCCAACGUUAUCUCGCCCAUCGUGAACGGUGCUGGCACUGUCACCGCCGAGGCGGGUACCGUCUCUGCCGGCUAUCAGAACUUCUUCAUUUGCAUCGAAAUGCUGUUUGCCGCCAUCGCACUGCGCUAUGCAUUCCCCUAUCAGGUCUACGCCCGCAGCUGCAUUAGCGACGGUCACGGCAGAUCGGUCACCAUGCAGUCCAUUUCCAGCAGUCUCAAGGAAACGAUGAAUCCCAAGGAUAUUAUGACAGACGCUAUACACAACUUCCAUCCGCAGUAUCAGCAGUACACCCAGUACAGCUCAGGUGGCAAGAACUCGCGCGGCAUUCGCGUCUCCAGCUAUGAUCCCGACGAUCCCAACUCUGGAGGAGCUACGCACGCAUCGCAUCAGGCACCCACCAGCGGGGGAUACAACGCGGUGGCCACCGGACCGGGCUCGGGUGCCAACAGUAAUAACGGUGGCAGCAAUUGCAUGGCCUCCAAGACGCUGGGCAACCAGAGGAAGUUCAUGCCAGGGGGCCAGCGAGUGGCGACCAUAAGCCAGAACUACAACGAGAAGACGAUGCUGCUGAGCAGCGAUGACGAGUACCAGUAGAGGAGGGAGAGGAUGCCCCCAUUCUUCCCACCUUAUUAUUGUUAUACCGGUCUCUCGUUUUCGGAUUCGUUUCUUAUGUUGCCGAUUCUUUCGCUUGUACAAUAAUCUUAAGUACCAUUCACAAUCUAUUAGGCAAUUAAAGACAUCCUAAGUAUGGGGCGAGUGUCAGGAUCCGUGAAUAAGGGGUCUUGAAAACUGUUUUAGGUUCCAGAUUCCUCGUAAAUUGUAUUACCAUUUUGAUUAAUUUGAUGUCUUACCAUUUCUAGACAGAAUUAUUGACAGAUCCCCAUUUAGGAACCCCUAUCGCUUCGCCCCAUUGGUAUAUCCCAUAUAUAUUUGUAACUUUACACCGCAUAUGUAAUUUGAUUCGCUUCGAUUCCAUUUCUAUCUUGCGUGUAAAUUUAUCAAAUUAAAAACUGUAAAGUGAACCAAAAACUGAACACAAAUCAAAAACAAAGCAGUUAAAACCGAACUGCAAACUGCUCUUCUUGCGUCUCACGAACCGUCUACCACAGGCUGCUUCUACAAUAAAAACCGCGGGAAGACACCACACAACCGGCAAGGAAAGCUGGAAAAAUAUAUUUAUAAGCCAAGGCUAAUUUUUAAAGCAAAUUUAACACAGUACAUUAGCUUAGAGCGAAUUUGUUAGGCGAAUGAGUGCGAAUGGGAAUGAUUCAGAGAUCCACAUUCACGCCCCUUCCCGGACACGAGAAAUGUAUAAAAGAAUUUUACCCUGUACAGAGAAGGCGCAUCGCAAGUCCAGAACAGUAGUAUUUUGAUAUCUUAGCCAGGCUUCCCGUCAAAAUUGCGCGCGUGUCUGGACCAAAUGGAGGAAACGAGGAGCACACAAUAGGAAAAGUCAAAUUAUGUAUAAUUAUUCGGGGCGAAAAAAGCGAAGGAGAACCAAAGGCAGUAACGUUUUUAUGUACAUUUUUCCGUUAAUAUGAAAUGAGAAUAAAGUAUAUGUCAUAAAUUACACAAAA